Molecule: messenger RNA, 2019 nt
Organism: Calidris pugnax (ruff)
Lineage: Eukaryota; Metazoa; Chordata; Aves; Charadriiformes; Scolopacidae
Gene: METTL27
Product: Williams Beuren syndrome chromosome region 27
Exons: 4
Coding region: 1-600 (199 amino acids)
Molecular function (GO): S-adenosylmethionine-dependent methyltransferase activity
Source: RefSeq, a predicted model, not a curated record
AUGGUACUGGGACCAGUGCUGUUCAGUACCUGCAGCAAUGACACCGUCAGCGGGAUCCUCAGCAAGUUUGCCGAUGACACCAAGCCGAGUAACGGUGCCCCCGUGUGUCCGUCUGUCCCUCUGUCCCCGCAGCUCCACCGCCGCGGCUUCCGCUGCCUGCACGGCGUGGACGGCAGCCCGGGGAUGCUGGAGCGGGCGCGGAGCACCGGGCUGUACCGGGAGCUGCGGCGGUGCGUGCUGGGCCAGGAGCCCCUGCCCGCGCCCGCAGAGCACUACGACGCCGUGACGGUGGUGGGGGCCCUGGGCGAGGGGCAGGGACCGACCACGGCCCUCACCGAGCUGCUGCGCGUCACCAAACCGGGGGGUUUCCUCUGCCUGACGACCAGGAGCAACCCCUCCAACCUGCGGUACAAGGCAGAGCUGGAGACAGCGCUGGCCGGGCUGGAGCGAAGGGGAGCCUGGCAGAAGGUGCUGGCCCAGGAGGUGGAGCGCUGGGAGAGGGCCACCUCCGAGGAGGAGAGCACCCAGGGCACCGGCUACAUCUCCGGGGUGGUCUACGUCUACCAGAAAUGUCCUGUCCCACCACUUGAGGAGGGCUGAGAGCCCCAGCGGCUCUGGAGAGGUGGGAGGAGAGCACUUGGCCCCCUGUAAAACCCAGCUCAGUGACCCCUUCCCAGAGCAGGGUGGCUGCUGGGGGGUGACAAGGGUCACGGGGAGCGUCCAGAGCCAAAACAUCCCCAUUCCCUUCCCCGGCUCCUUCCCACUGAGGUCUGGGUCCUGUGGAUAUUGCCUGCUCUUCGGCAUGGGGAGGGUCUCCUGGUUUCCCAGGGUCUCCUGGGCACCAUCACUAGCUGUGGCAUUCUGGUACCAUCCCCAACACCUCAGUCCUCGCCAUGACAUUUCACAGACCCACCUGGCUCUUCACAGCCAUCUCCUGGCCUCUCCCCACUGAGCCCACCUUUCAGCCCUUGGUCAAAAUUUGGAUCUUUCUUCAUCUUCCCUACCCCAGACCCCUGUGAUCUUUACCUGGGGACUGUUGGAAGUGGGUCUUCAUCACCAUGUCUUAUGGUCCCCAUCCUCAUUAUCCCCAGGAACCCGUCCAUGUGGCCGUGGUCAAAAUCUAGAUCCAUUUUCAUUCAUCUUCCCCACCCCGGACCCCCGUGAUCUUGACCUGGGAACUCUUGGAGGUGGUUCUCCAUUGCCAUGGUCCCCCUCUUCAUCCUCCCCAGGAGCCCUCCCACAUAGCCAUCGUCAAAAUCUGGAUCCAUCUUCAUCUUCCCCACCCCAGGCCCCCAUGGUCUUUACUGGGGGAGGGCUGGAGCUGGGCCCUCAUUGCCACAUCCUGUGGUCCCCCAUACUCAUCCUCCCCAGGAGAUAACCCAGCACACCCUGAGGUGCAGGAGACCUCCUCAUCCAACCCAGGAGCAGCUGUGCCAACGCAACGCCCAGCCAGAGGAGCUUUCCCAGUACCCCAUCACCCUUUCAUCCCACAGCAGCUGCUUAGGUCUCUUAUUUUCCUACAGCUUUGUAGUUCAUGGUCUGGGUGGGAAAUGAAGCUGGAAGCCCAGCAUCGCCCGUCCAGCCUGUUCCCCGCGCCCCCCGCCAUGCUGCCUCCACCCCUCCUCCUCCGCCACUCCCUUGGGAAGUUUUUUAGCCAAAUCUCUUGCUGGGAUAUUUCCUUUUUUCCGUUUCUCUUCCUCCCCAGACCUGUUCCUGCUCGUCCUGUUCCCCUGGCCCCGGUUACUUCCCUCAGGAGCUCUUCUCCGGCGGGAGGCUGUGGCUGUGUCUCCCCAUCCCCCACCCAGGGCAUCCCACAUCUCCCACACUCCUCCUCCCCAUGGCUCCUAUUGCCCCUCCACAUUGUCCCCCCAGGUCUUGGCAUCCCUGUGCCCAUCGUGGGUGGCUGCCCUGCUCCCGUCUCUCCCCGUUUGUCCCCAGCACUGUCCCCUGGGUAGUUGGGGGGUUGUGGCUCUCCCCAUCCCUGCUCUUGGCUGUUGAAUAAACCCUUUGCAUCCACUG